Molecule: messenger RNA, 2740 nt
Organism: Anopheles coluzzii
Lineage: Eukaryota; Metazoa; Arthropoda; Insecta; Diptera; Culicidae
Exons: 4
Coding region: 339-1538 (399 amino acids)
Source: RefSeq, a predicted model, not a curated record
CUUCCGUCAAACGCACUUUCAACAAGUGGUCGUCGGUUGGACGGUUGGGAGUGUACAUGUGUUUGUGUGUGUCUGUGCUCGUGAACCGGAAUAGUGCUAGUUUGGGUGUGUACUUACAGCCGUGACCUUUGCUACGCAUUUGACUUGACAGAAGUCACAGUAAUGCCGAUCAAGCGGGGCUACAGUGUCUUGAGUUUCAUUCCCAUACAGUGUUUUCAGUGAAUCGAUACUAGACCGUGAGUGAACAUAAAACGAAAAGCAACAUCCAACAACACCGGGCAAGAAACAAACAGCCCCAACCCCAGCGUCGUAAAGGAGCCAAAUCCUUCACCGUGAAAAUGUCACGGCUGUUGAUGUGCACCGGUAUCUGUGUGCUGCUGCUACUCAGCACCGGUUCCGUCGUGUGGGGCUACGAUGGUACCGCCCCGUACACCGUGCACCGUCCGCUCGAAACACUGUUCCGGGGUGCUGUCACCGGGCCGAAGCCCGGGCUAAACGGCAGCGGUCCACACGCUGCCCACGAUUCUCACGGUUCAUUAGCCAGCGAGCAGCAGCAGCAUCAGCAGUCGCAACGGCAACCGUUGGCAGGCGGCGCUGGGAUGCCGGAGCAUCGGAUGGCCGGUUUCGUGCAUCGGAUGGUGGAGCCGGGAGGGUCACCGGUAGCCGGUGGCCAUCAUCGUUGGCACGCGGAUCAAAGGCCGUCGGAAGCGUUCGGUGUCGGACCGCUGCCAGCAUUCCAGCGUGCCCUUCCGGCAAUCGAUAUCGGCGGACAGGGCGGUGUGGAUGAUUUCAUUGGCCACGGGGGACCACCGCCGCUGGACAUACCGCAGGAGCCGCAGGUCCUCGACCCGGCCGACAACGAGAUCGGCGACAAUCCGCUGCUGCUAGCCGCACUCGGCGCCAUUAGUGGACCGCGGGUGGUCGACCACGAAGAGGCGGCUCCCUCCCCCCACCACCACCACCCCCAGCCGACCGGGCGCAUGAUGGAAAGCAUCGAUCUGAUCCGGGAGCAGCUGGAGCGCAUCAAGCAGGAGGAGGACAUCGAAAUCAAAUCGAAUCUGCUGAUGAAGCUGCUGACGGAAUUGCCCGAGGGACCGCUGCCGAUUGUCUACAUCGAGGAUGCGGCCGGCAAGGCGGGCUCGGUGCGACGCACGCAAGUCGACGGAGAUGACACAACCGACGGUAGCGACGCCGCGCUCGAAGACGAUGACGAUGCCGAGGACGACGAGGAAAGCUUUGGCGAGGAGGAUGGACCGCUCGGUGAUGGUGGUCGAAUGCGGACGCAGCAGCUCACGCCGAACGGUGGCAAACGGUCCGGACGGUACUACAGGCGCUAUCCCUGGAAGCGUCAGAACGCACGCAGCCGAACCUACGAUGCCGAAGCCCGCUACCUGUGCGUCCCGAGCCGUGAGGACGUGUUCAAGCUGCUCGUCGGGCUGCACGAAAACCGAAUCGGCAACCACCAGAAGACGGUCAACUUCUGCAACCGAAAGCGUCCGGCCAAAGCCAUCUUCACAAACAUCCGCUUCCUGGGCUAAGCUGGGCAACCCUGCCGCCAAGUCCGAACGUCAUCACAAUGAACAAAAAUGCAAGGCCAAAACGGGACCGCAGGUGAUCGACACCGGUUCCGGAUCCUCUACCAGCAGGCGAGAAGGCUCAAAGGAUCCGAUCGGUUUGCUACAGCCCUUGCCGCACGUGUCCCGGUUACGCUGGUUUCCGCAUAUUUUCAUCAACACACGACACGAUACGCAAACUGUUACCCAAAACCGCUCUCCAUUGUAUCCACAAGUGUAGGAAAGUGAAGAGAAAACCCCCCAGUAAAAUAAUCUGUAAAACUGUUUUCCAUUGUCCGCUCGUGUCCGCAAAAAGAAGAAAAAAACAAUCUUUAAUCCGUUUUUAGUCGAUGGAUGGGAGAGGAGAAGGUCGGGAGGGCGAUGAUUGGGAGUGAGCUUGUUGCUACAUGGGCACAAUCCCUUCCAUACAAACAAUUACCCAUAAAUAUGUAUACAUUUAUACCCUCCCGUUGGGCAGAACAUUAAAGAAAACCCACAAAAAAAAAGAAAUCAAUUAACAAACACACACACACAGACACACAUCCUCAGCACAAUGGCGCCUAUCUUAUUCGUAUUAAUAUCCGUUUUCCUGUUUGGGGCAAAUCCUCCGUGUGUGCGUGUUGUCAUUAAGAUACAAUCAUUUACCAGUACCAUGCACAAUUUUGUCCUCGUCUCGGGCCGGACACGUGUUCCCCCGUGUGUUGACAUCCCGGUCGGGUUGAUCGAGAUCGACAAACAGGGACAGGAGGGGAGGGGGGGAGCCGUGCACGGUCCCGGAAGCGGGGAUCCUGGGAGAAAUAGACUUCAGGGCGGCUGGGCGGAAUAUAAAAGGGGCAUAUGAAACAAAAACAAAAAACAAAAAUACAUAAAUAAGCAAACAUAAAAAAGGGCUCAAGCAUACUUUAAGCAAAAAAAUAUAUAAAAACUGUUCCAAACCUGUACGAUAUAGCUCUGUAUGUAGGUGUAUUUGUGUGUAUUUCAAACAUUUGGCAGCAAAAGAGUAAAAGCAACACAAAACAAAAGCAAAACUGGGGGACUGCUGAUGACGGUGACGGUACGCGAGGUGAAAGUAGGGACAUUCAACACACCCGAGGGGCAUAAGGGAGGGUCAGAGAGAUAUGAAGAGAGAUGGGAAUUGUAAUAUUGUAAAAAUCAUAUGUUGACAACCAAUACAAAAGGUCCCGAAA